Messenger RNA from Mangifera indica (mango), 1438 nucleotides. Its product is annotated as serine/threonine-protein kinase 16-like. The transcript has 6 exons. Gene Ontology annotation, cellular component: cytoplasm. Lineage: Eukaryota; Viridiplantae; Streptophyta; Magnoliopsida; Sapindales; Anacardiaceae. Gene Ontology annotation, molecular function: protein serine/threonine kinase activity; ATP binding. The record is from RefSeq and is a predicted model, not a curated record. Gene Ontology annotation, biological process: protein phosphorylation. Bases 86 to 1123 code for a protein of 345 amino acids.
GGAAAAAAAAAACAUCGAGAUCUGUUAAUGAGAAUUUGAAGAACCAUUUCGUAUUCUUUGGCAAGCGCCUAAGAGUGAGGGAGGCAUGGGUUGUACGUUCUCAGGUCUAAACGCUCUGUACGACGCCGUUAACGGCGGGGGAGACGUCUGGAUCAACGAAACUAGGUUCAGGAUUUUGCGGCAGCUCGGUGAGGGUGGAUUCGCCUAUGUCUUUUUGGUCAAAGAAGUCAUCACCAACUCCUCUUCUGUUACUUCCGGCGGUCUCGCCAACAGAGUCAAAGAUCCAUCUCAUCUCUCCGAUGAUGGAACUUAUGCAAUGAAGAAAGUUCUCAUUCAAAACAAUGAACAGCUGGAGUUGGUGAGAGAGGAGAUUCGUGUUUCGUCUUUAUUUAGUCACCAAAAUCUGCUUCCGCUUCUUGAUCACGCCAUAAUCGCUGCUAAGAGUAAUCAAGAAGGAUCGUGGAAUCAUGAAGCAUACCUGUUAUUUCCUGUUCAUUUGGAUGGAACCCUACUGGACAAUGCCAAAGCUAUGAAAGCUAAGAAGGAAUUUUUUUCUACCUCAGAUGUUCUCCAAAUUUUCCGCCAGCUUUGUGCAGGACUCAAACACAUGCACAGUUUUGAACCUCCAUAUGCUCAUAAUGAUGUCAAACCUGGUAAUGUUCUUAUUACUAAUAGAAAAGGCCAACCACCUUUUGCAAUAUUGAUGGAUUUUGGGAGUGCCCAGCCUGCAAGGAGGCAAAUUCAGUGUCGUUCAGAAGCUUUGCAGUUGCAGGAAUGGGCAGCUGAACAUUGUUCUGCACCUUACCGGGCUCCUGAGCUGUGGGACUGCCCAAGUCAUGCCAAUAUUGAUGAGAGAACUGAUAUUUGGUCACUAGGAUGCACUUUAUAUGCAAUAAUGUAUGGAGUGUCUCCAUUUGAGUAUGCACUAGGAGAAUCUGGAGGAAGCCUGCAAUUGGCUGUUGUAAAUGCACAAAUAAAAUGGCCAGCUGGACCAAAUCCUCCAUAUCCAGACGCUCUCCACAAGUUUGUUACAUGGAUGCUUCAGCCUCAGGCUGCAGUUCGCCCCUGCAUCGAUGAUAUUAUAAUUCACGUGGACAAGUUGAUUGCAAAAUUUUCUCAGUGAGAUAAUGUGGCAAAAGAUGGUUGAUCAGUGACAUGCAGGUUGACCGAGUAAUCUUCAGCAGAUCGGGCUAUAACUGCAGGUCAUCCAGCACAUAUAUUGUAGUUAGAAGCAGAAACAGAAGUGAAAGCAAUACCAACUCAACAUUAUAUGUUACAUUUUCAAGUAAGCUUGGCACUUGUGAAUUGUUACAAUAUUGUUAGUGUAUUGUUUUUGUGGCAACCAUUUUAUUCAUCGUCUGUAAUUUAUUGAAGUUCAGAUCUCCUGUUGCACGCUCAGACUCAUUAGUGUAGUAUAUAUGUACCAUGCAUUUAAUCA